This is a messenger RNA of Cebus imitator (Panamanian white-faced capuchin), 3047 nucleotides long. RefSeq names its product cold inducible RNA binding protein (gene CIRBP). NCBI's taxonomy places the organism in Eukaryota, Metazoa, Chordata, Mammalia, Primates, Cebidae. Bases 7 to 630 code for a protein of 207 amino acids. Gene Ontology annotation, cellular component: spliceosomal complex. Gene Ontology annotation, biological process: positive regulation of mRNA splicing, via spliceosome. The record is from RefSeq and is a predicted model, not a curated record. Gene Ontology annotation, molecular function: RNA binding. The transcript is spliced from 6 exons.
GCCGCCAUGGCAUCAGAUGAAGGCAAGCUUUUCGUUGGAGGGCUGAGUUUUGACACCAAUGAGCAGUCGCUGGAGCAGGUCUUCUCAAAAUAUGGACAGAUCUCUGAAGUGGUGGUUGUGAAAGACAGGGAGACCCAGAGAUCUCGGGGAUUUGGGUUUGUCACCUUUGAGAACAUCGAUGAUGCCAAGGAUGCCAUGAUGGCCAUGAACGGGAAGUCUGUAGAUGGGCGGCAGAUCCGAGUGGAUCAGGCGGGCAAGUCGCCAGACAGCCGAUCUCGGGGGUACCGUGGCGGCUCUGCCGGGGGCCGGGGCUUCUUCCGCGGGGGCCGAGGACGGGGCCGUGGGUUCUCUAGAGGAGGAGGGGACCGAGGCUAUGGGGGGAACCGGUUUGAGUCCAGAAGUGGGGGCUACGGAGGCUCCGGAGACUACUAUAGCAGCCGGAGUCAGAGUAGUGGCUAUGGUGACCGGAGCUCGGGCGGGUCCUACAGAGACAGCUACGACAGUUACGGUAAGUCACACUCUGAGGGCGCCACGCUGCUGUGGCCUGCGGUGGGAGCUCGGUUCACUUUGGCGCCCUCUCCAAGCGACUUAGGCUGGACACUCAGACCUUGUCACUGCACUUGCCCAUAAGGGACACAUCUGUCCUCUCAGAGCCAUUUCUACUGCAGGACACAAGAGCAAUUGAGACUGACCAAAGGCAAGGGAGAGCGAGGGCCCACCGGGCAGCCAGCGCAGGUGCAUGUGCGGCCGCCGGCCUCCCUCGGCCGUGGGGGGUGGUUGCUCCCCAGCCGCAGGCCGUGGCCGGUCUGGCCUCUGGGGUGACGCUGCCUCUCGUUGCUUGAGUGCCUUUACACUGUGCCUGCUUCUUGUCCUCAGCUACACACAACGAGUAAAAACCUUUCCUGCUCAAGACCGUCCUUCCAAUGGCUGUGUAUUUAAAGAUUGUGGGAGCUUCGCUGAACGUUAACGUGUAGUAAACGCACCUCCUGUAUUCCCACUUUUGUAGUCAUUUCGGUUCUGAUCUUGUCAAACCCAGCCCGACCGCUUCUGACCCCAGGAUGGCCUCGUUAGAGACUUUUUUUUUUAAGGAAGUGCUGUUUGUUUUUAAGGGUUUUCAAAACAUUUUGAAGAGCACUUGAGAUUUACUUUUUUCUUUUGACCACGAGCCAUGAGUUCCAAAAAAGUUGUCGGGGGUUGUGUGGGGUUUUGGUUUUUUAGUUUUUGGUUUUUUGGUUACGUUGCCUUUUUUUCUUUUUUACUGGGGUUGGCCCCAUGAAGUGGGUGCCCCAAUUCACUCCUCUCUGAGAUCGAACGGACUGUGAAUCCGAUCUUUGUCGGAAGCUGAGCAAGCUGUGGCUUUUUUCCAACUCCGUGUGACAUCUCUGAGUGUAGCGUGGUAGGACCCUGGCAGGCCUGGCAGCAGCUGCCCUGGAGCCCCGGCCCGUGCGCUCAUCUGUGCUGUGCACCCCAUGAUAGACGUGCAAACGUGUCUGAGAGGUUCUUGAAGAUGUUUAUUUAUAUUGUCCUUUUUUUACUGGAAGACGUACACAUACUCCAUCGAUGUUGUAUUUGCAGUGGCUGAGGAAUUCUUGUACGCAGUUUUCUUUGGCUUUACGAAGCCGAUUAAAAGACCGUGUGAAAUGAACUUUGCUCUGACAAUUCCCUUGCAUUGCACAACACACUCCCUGCUGCAGGCUUCUGCAGCCAGACCUGAGCAGCGAGAGAGGAGAAGGCGGAGGAGCACCGGGGCUGCAGGCACUCUUUGGGGCCUGCAGAGAGCUAGAUGAGGGAGGCACAGCAGACUGGCACUGGUCAGGGUAGGGGAGCCAGGCGGGGGAUGGGAGCGGGUAGCUCAAGGCCAAAGGGCAGCCCCGGGAGGCUUCUGGCAGUGGUGGCCAGAGGGCUGGACUCUGCGGGCAGCUUAGCAGGGACAGUGGACGUGCGCCCGACGCUGGCCUGGACUGCCUCAGUCUAGAAGCAGGCCAGAGAGGGAGGCACGUGGCAUCCCAGGGCGACCUAGCUAGUUCUGCCGUUGCUUCACGAGUUCUGAGCGUUCUCUGCUAGCCUAUGGAAGCUGCAGCCCUCGGAGGACAGAAGUGUUGUGCGCCCAACAGAACCCUCUGAGACGCAAGCUGCUCCCUUGGCUAGCUCAUAUGUGGAAAUAGCCCUGUAAUUCGAGGUAACUCCUUCCGCUCGUGUCCACAUCCCUCUUGUCAAGAGCUCAUUGAAAGUCAUGUGCCCGGGGAAUGUUCCUGUGACUGGUUUUUGUUUUUCCUUUUUUUAAAAAAUUAAGGUGGAACUAAAGUCAGGCCCGGCCAUUACACUCCCCGCGUGCACCAGCACAGCCUGGGCCCAGUCAUGCCUGGCUCAGAUGAGGUCCCUUAAGCAGGAUUGGAGACCAGUGAACGCCCCCUGCCUUUUGGAUUUUUUGCUCAUCAAUUGACCGUUCUUUCCAGACCUCUUAAGUCACGCUCUUAACUGUAGCUUUCUCUGAUGUCUGUUGCCGCCAUUCAUUUUUUUCAGAGCCCGCACUGGCCCACACAGCUCCAUCCCAUGCAGGCAGCUGGCUCUGGCUGCGUCCCCAAGGUGCAGGCCUGCCCUGGGCACGCUGGCCCGUGACGGAGCCUGAGGUCACAGCCCCAUGACUAGUCUGAGACCUUCCUAGGAGCUGUGGAUGUUUCCGGGGAGGCUGGGAGGGGCAGCUGUGAUCCCCGUGGAGGACGUCGGGAGUAACACUGCUUUGCUUUGGCAGGUUGAAGGGGCCCGGCCAGGACUCGGGGAAGGGUGGCCUGAGAUCAGCGAUGACCUCUGGGGUCACUGUCCCAGGAGGGACUUCACUUGGAACAAGAGCUGGAGGCAGCCGCUUGCCCCGGAGGUUUGUCCCUUGAGGCGCUUAGCCAGAAAGGUUGCAGGCCCAGGGCCUCAAAUCGCUCCUGGAGGACCGGCUGCGGUGUGCUGGCGGCGAUCGGGGCGGCCAGACCUUGCCCACAACGGUGGAGCCCUGUGAAAAUCGGAUUUGAAUAAAGGGCCACGUGUGCACCCAGAAA